AUGGAGCAAUCCAAUAAAGAACAUCGAAAGAAGAAGGAAAGCUCGACGGCUAAGCGUAAAUUGCACACGCAAGGACACAAUGCCAAGGCUUUUGCAGUGAGUGCGCCAGGGAGGUUGGCCAAGACCAUUCAACGGACCAGUGAUGUUAAUGAGCGGAAACUGCACGUACCAAUGGUGGAUCGUACACCUGAGGACGAUCCUCCCCCGGUCAUUGUCGCCGUGGUGGGCCCUCCGGGAACGGGGAAAUCGACUCUUAUCAAGUCGUUGGUUAGAAGAUUGACGAAGACAUCUCUUUCUGAGAUCAAUGGUCCGAUUACAAUCGUUUCGGGCAAACGCAGACGUCUCUCGAUAUUAGAAUGUCCUGCAGAUGAUUUGAACUCAAUGAUCGACAUUGCGAAGAUCGCAGAUCUGGUGCUCUUGAUGAUUGACGGGAAUUUCGGUUUUGAAAUGGAAACGAUGGAGUUUUUGAAUCUUGCGCAGCAUCAUGGUAUGCCGCGUGUCAUUGGUAUUGCAACGCAUCUGGAUCUUUUCAAAUCUCAGUCUACGUUGCGUGCCUCUAAGAAAAGGUUAAAGCAUCGGUUCUGGACCGAAGUGUAUCCAGGAGCAAAACUGUUUUAUCUCUCAGGUGUGCUGAAUGGUCGUUAUCCGGACCGUGAGAUUUUGAAUCUUUCGAGAUUCAUAUCUGUGAUGAAAUUCCGGCCGCUGAAAUGGAGAAACGAGCAUCCUUACUUGCUUGCCGAUCGUGUGACUGAUAUCACCCACCCAGAGGUAUUUGAGAAACAGGGGAAACAAGUAGAUAGGAAAGUUGCCAUUUAUGGGUACUUACAUGGUACGUCUCUUCCCUCUGCGCCCGGAACUCGGGUCCAUGUUGCCGGCGUGGGAGAUUUCUCUAUAGCAAGUGUCGAAAAGCUUCCUGAUCCCUGUCCUACUCCUUACUUUCAGCAAAAAAUGGACGAUUUGGAACGUGAGAGAAUGAAGGAAGAAGGUGCUUCCGCAGCGUUGCCGCGCCGUCGCAAACGGCUAGACGACAAGCAGAAGCUAAUUUACGCGCCAAUGUCGGAUGUAGGUGGUGUUCUCAUGGACAAAGACGCUGUAUACAUCGACGUGGGAAAAUCUAGAGACGGCCAAGGUCCUAGUUUUGUCGCAGGUGAGGAGAAAGGCGAGGGCGAAAAACUAGUCACCAGUCUUCAAGCCGCAGAGAAGAGUAUUGGAGAGAGUUUCGAUAAUGUGGGCUUACAGAUUUUUAGCAACGGGCAGGAAUUACGGGAAGCUCCAGAAGAAGAGUCGGAGGACGAGUCAUUAAAUGAAGAGGCGACACCUCAAGGCGAUGAAGGGAGAAAGUUCCUAAGAAACCCGAGAGUUUAUGGAAAAUCUAUUCAAGAGGCGGAUGAUGAAAUUGAUAAUCUCCGCUCUGACGACGAAAUUGAUGAAGAUAAUGGUUCAAAAAAUAUCUCCUCGAAGUUUGCUGAGGACUUGGAAGGGGAGGCUGAUGGCAAGUUGGAUUUUGAAACGAGUUCAGAGUUUGAACUCACUGAUGAUGAAAAUGAAGACACGUAUAGGUCUACCGCUAUCAAACUGAAUGGCAAUGGGUCUCUUGCACGCAAAUGGGAUAUUGGGAAACUCAUCUACAUGGAGAACAUUAAUCCUUCCGACUGCAUAAAAAGGUGGAGAGGAGGAGAGGAAGCCCUCUCUGAAGGUGGUGACGAGGAGGAGGAUGGCGAUUUCUUUAAAAAAAGUGACGUUUCGAAAAGCUCGUCCGCAAGUGACGAGGAUGAUCUGGAGAAGUUCAAGCCUCAUUUUGAUACCUUCAAUAACCUUGUUGCCAAGUGGAAUUCAGCCGAAGGACUCAGACGCCGGUUUAUUGGUGCUCCUAAAGUCUCUGACGUGGAUCAAGGAAACGCUAGCGGAGACAGUGAAGGCGAUGAGGAAGAGAUGUAUGGUGAUUUUGAAGAUUUGGAAGCCGAUAGUGGCGAGGCUGAAAGUCAACAUCAAGAGGAUGAAGAUCAAGUUUCAGAUGAAAACGAGUCCGAGGAUUCGUUCGCGGAUUUUGAAGAAGAAGAAAAAACUAAUGAUUCCACGCUGAAGGAGCGUGAUGCAAACGCAGCCAAAAAGGAGGCGCUUCGCUUGCAGUUCGAGCAAGAAGAGGGUGACAACUUCAAUGAAAAUGAUCCUGAUAACGAAUAUGACACCUGGUAUGAACUUCAAAAGGCAAAGAUGGCCAAACAGUUGGAAAUCAAUAAUGCAGAGUUUGCUUCAAUGACAUCGGAGCAACGUCAAAAGAUCGAAGGAUUUAGGGCUGGUUCAUAUGUCCGUGUCGUUUUCCAGGCCAUACCGAUGGAAUUUAUCGAAAAUUUCAAUCCGAGUUUCCCAGUGCUCCUUGGUGGCCUUCUGCCCACAGAAGUCAAGUUCGGAAUUAUCACCGCCAAGGUUAGACGCCAUCGUUGGCAUAAGAAGAUUCUCAAAACUAAUGACCCGCUUGUCUUGUCUCUUGGUUGGAGAAGAUUUCAAACGCUGCCGAUUUAUACAACCAGUGAUUCGAGAACAAGAAACAGAAUGCUGAAAUAUACGCCGGAACAUGCAUAUUGUACUGCUAGUUUUUAUGGACCCUUAUGCUCCCCCAACACCACCUUUUGCGGUGUUCAAAUUGUAGCCAACAGCGAUACCUCCGGUGGAUUCAGAAUUUCCGCCACGGGGAUUGUCUCGGAGAUUGACGCUACGGUAGAGAUCGUUAAGAAAUUGAAGUUGGUCGGUUAUCCAUACAAAAUCUUCAGGAACACCGCCUUUAUAAAAGACAUGUUUUCGAGCGCAAUGGAAGUAGCUAGGUUUGAGGGCGCUCAAAUCAAAACCGUGUCCGGCAUAAGAGGUGAAAUCAAAAGAGCUCUUUCGAAACCUGAAGGGCACCUCAGAGCUACCUUUGAGGACAAGAUUUUGUUAAGCGACACUAUUAUCUUAAGAACUUGGUAUCCAAUUCAAGUAAAGAAGUUUUACAAUCCUGUUACAUCGUUGUUACUCGAAAAUAAAACUGAAUGGAAGGGCCUAAGGCUCACGGGUAAAAUAAGGGCUGAUCUUGGCGUGGAAACGCCAUCAAAUCCAGACAGCGCCUAUAAAAAAAUCGAGCGUGUUGAAAGGCACUUCAAUGGCCUCAGGGUUCCCGUUUCUGUACAGAAAGAUCUUCCUUUCAAAUCUCAAAUACAUCAAAUGAAACCUCAAAAGAAGUCUACCUACAUGGCUAAGAGGGCAGUUGUUUUAGGAGGGGAAGAAAAGAAGGCUCGUUCUUUCAUGCAGCAGGUGUUCACGCUUUCUAAUGCCAAAGAAGAAAAGAAGAAGGCCAAAAAGCAGGUUGAGAGACGGGAAAGAUUAAAGAAAUUGGCACAGAUCGAGGAGGACAGAAUUGACAAGGAGAAACAUCGUAAAAAGGAGUAUUUUUCAAAGCACGGUAUCAAGCGUUCAUCGAAUCAAGAUGGCGGAAACGCGAGCGGCUCCAAGAGAAGAAAGUAA
This is a messenger RNA of Lachancea mirantina, 3498 nucleotides long. NCBI's taxonomy places the organism in Eukaryota, Fungi, Ascomycota, Saccharomycetes, Saccharomycetales, Saccharomycetaceae. The record is from the annotation of a GenBank genome assembly.